This is a messenger RNA of Gryllus bimaculatus (two-spotted cricket), 3672 nucleotides long. The record is from the annotation of a GenBank genome assembly. Lineage: Eukaryota; Metazoa; Arthropoda; Insecta; Orthoptera; Gryllidae.
GCCCUCUCGCGCUCAGCCCUCGCCCCGCCACGGCCCCCCGCCACGGCCCUCCGCCCGCGGCGCCCCGCGCCGCCUGUCCCGCUGGCGCUGAGCGUGGCCGCCGCCGCCCGCGCCGACCGCCGCCGGCCCGCGCCCCCGGCCCGCACCCCGCCCGCGCCGCGCAACGCGCAACCUGCUCUGCACGGCGAGAUAAAGACUGGACCUUGCAUAGAGAGUUCUGUUAAUUAUACGGUGCACGAAGUUGUGUUUUACGCAUUUCCUGUUACCAAUGAAUAGGUAAUAAUGAUCUUGCCUAUUUUACUUACAUAACUUGCAUCUGUUUCUAUUAGGAGAAAGUAGGAACAGCAAUGCAUGAGAACAUUAUGUUUAUACAUCGUAAACACCUUUAAAUAAAGAAUCAUUAAUGUGAUUAAAAAUGUUAGAAGAUUUACUUUCAAGUAAUGUGUGUAUUAAACUCUUAUGUAUGUCUUUAACACCCAUAGAGUACUAACAUCAAAACACAAUUGGGAGAUAAAAAAUUAAGUUUUGAUUACUUUCAAGUUAUGUUUUUAAAAUAUGAGAACUGAAGAUUCCUACAACAGACACUCUAUUGAUUUCUCCCAGUAAUGCUGUAAGACACAGAGCUUCAAUGGCUGAAUGUGUAGAAUAUAUGAUAAUACUCUUUGUUCUCUCUUGUACUAAUGUACAAAUGCACUUUGUUGUGUGCUGUUAGAGAAGAGCUGUAUAUACUAUUUGAUGACUGUGAGAUAGUGAAUCACUGCCGCAGUUACUAAACUGCAAUUAGCUGUUUCAUCUACAUUUAUCAAACAAAUCAAAGUCUUCUCUUGUUACCAUUGCCAUUUUCCUUGUUGGCAAACCUAAUGUUCUUUUCCACACAGAAAAAAAUGCAUUCCAGAAAGUGUAAGAGAAUUUUACACUUGAAAUGGGAAAAUAACAAUUUUUUUGUAUUGUUUCUAUUAGAACAACUCAUUUUUAAAAUUAUCACACAUCAUUAUUAUUAGUAAUGAUUAAUAUAAAUAUUUAUUAAGUAUAAGCAUUCAAAUUUAGAUUUGUGUGCAACACAACAAAUAAAUUAAUGAAUAAUGACCAAAUAAAUGAUCAUAUACAUGGGAGGAGACUCUUCCUAUCUAAAAGCCUAGUCCAGAGAAAAAUUUUGGUAUAAGUUUUAUUUAAAUAUUCAAAUUAAGGGUCUAGCUCUAUUUUUCUGUUUUAAUCUGUGAUAUGAACUCUGACAAGUCUUGAGAGUCCAUAUCAUCUCUGUGAACUCCCAUUCAGUUUUUUUUAUUUUUAUAACUGUCAUACCUUAUCUACAUCUUAUAAAUAAUUUUGAUUCUACCUGUUCUGAAGCUGCUCACACUUUUCACAAAUAUUCGAACACCUUAAUAAAAUGUCCUAUGGCCAUUGAUAAUUUCUAGCGUUCAAGCCAAAAUUCUAUCAACACCCAAUCUAUUAUCCUUAAAAUUGUAUCACAGUGAAUUUAUUAUGGCAAUGUUUGGGCACAAGCUACUUCAGCUUCAGAGGUCAGUGUCUCACUCUGGCAAGGUGCAAUGCACUAACUCUUCAAAGAAUGUUAUAGUGCAUCUGCACAAGUGUUCAUAAAGUAAUAUAUUUUAAAAAUAUUAGCAUGACUUCAUUCUUGCCUUUGAUUCCAAGUGAGAUAAAUUGGGCUACUUAUUAUAAAAAAUGACAAUCAAUGUUUUAUCAAAUAAUAAUAGCAAAGAAACAUUUUCUGUAUAAAAAAUAUGUUGAAUAUGGAGAGAAAAAAUAUGAAGGAAAGUAAUUUGACAAGCAUUUGCACUAAAAUUUUCUGACUUAUCUUUUACACCUUUGGAAUUAUAAAAAAAACUUUCCUAAUAUUAAAUAUUGUAUUACUUCGAAGGUGGGAAAUGUUAAAAUAAGCAAGAAGCACUCAUUUGCUGUUAAUUGAGAUAUUUUAAAAAUUAAUAAAAAAAUUUAAUAAUUUUCAUUUAAAAUUAAAACAAGAAUACACUGCCAUCAGCAAAAUGCUGUCUUCCUCUUCAAUAUUAUGUUAAAUGUGCUUCCUUUGAAAUACACAUUAGAGUACAUUUUCAGAAUACCAUAAUUCACACACAUAUUCUUGGAACUUGUACUAUGAAGAAAACAAAAUAUGUUCAAAAAAUUUACUUGAAAGAUGGUAAUAAAUUGAUGCAAUCACAUCUGUGACAUGAAUAUUAGCAUACACAAUAAGGUUAUAUUUUCAUGUUUGUAAUACAAAUGAAAUUUUAAAUGUUGGAACAUGUUCUUGUUUGGCAACUUAACAAUAGACUGACACUUACAAAAACAAUAAUUAUGUUACCAGAAGGCAAUUGCCAUCUAUUGAUAAAUUGUAAUUGUAAGUAAAAUAACUAAUUGAAGGACUUGAUCAUAAAAGAUGAUAACCCUCAACAUUGUUCUUUCCGGCACCUUCCAUCUGUUCUCUGUGCAUACUCUAACAUGUAGUAAUGUAUGGCUCUUACAUGGCUCCCAAAUGUUGUCAUUUUUAUGUAACUCACUCAAACCCCUCAAACCAAAUUGAUCACUUGCUUUUACUGUGCUUUGACUAAAUAAAUCAAAUCAAAUCUCAUAUCUGCAAAAUGCAUUUCUGUGUGGGUUAUCAUGUUUUUCACCUCAACCCUUCAAUUUUUAAAGAAUGUUAAAGAAAAUAUUUCAGAAUAGAAAAUUUUGUAGAGAAGAAAUACAUUGGUUGCUUGAAUUUCACAUUAAAGAUUGCUUUUAUCAUGUCUGGAUAAUAAAAGUCACAAUAAAAUCAAAUAUGGUUACAUCUAAGUAACAAAGAGGAAUAUUAUUUCUUAAAACUCAAUGUCUAUGCCAACUGAUCAUCCAUCAUAUCAAUCUAAAACAAUUUUCUGUCAUAUGAUUUUGGGGAAUGGUCAUAUAAUUUGCCUACAUUGCAUUAUAUCCGGUACCUAUAUAAACAAACUUGGUUACAUAAUGAAAAUUUUAUCUUGACAUCUGAAAACACUCCAAUUUUGAUUACACAAACAUUUUCCCAGACCUUCAAUCCUUCUGUUUCAUGUAAGUUCCACAGUUAUUUGGUAUUUGACAUCUCAGAAUUUCCUUACAUCCUGAUUAUCUUGGGUAGAUAUAACUUGUAAUAAAAACAGUGUAAGUUCCUGAUUACAAUAAAAAAUAUAACAAUGCAAAUCAAGAUGAAAAUUAAUGUUAUCCAAUGAAUUUUUGUUUUAACAAAAACAUGGAAAGGUAAUUCACAACAGAAAAAGGGACUAAAAUGUUCUUACAAACAUGGGUCCUAAAAAACUAGGUGAGAUGCCAGAAUGUACUCAUGAGACAUUUGCCCCCUACAAUUGUUUCUACAAGAUCAACUCCAUUGUCAAUACAUCAAUUACGAUGGGUCACUAUAAUAGCAAACUCCAGAUUUAAAUCUUUCCAAUUUUUACUUACUGCUGCUCCAAUAGUUUUGAAGGAGCUAUAGGACCAUAUGUCAGCGAAAUUGCAGGUAUAUACUGAGUCAGAGUGUGGUUAGGAUGGGUUUAUUCUGGUGUACAUUUUACAGUCCAACUAUGCACUGUAGACUUCUAUUGAUAAGGACAAAUCUGAAUUACCACUUCCAAAUUUAUACUACCUCCUCCACUCUUAAUCUACAUUCCAAAAUUUGUCAAUGGAAUUUAACCACUGCUACAUAUUAGUUUA